Messenger RNA from Cyanistes caeruleus (blue tit), 3740 nucleotides. NCBI's taxonomy places the organism in Eukaryota, Metazoa, Chordata, Aves, Passeriformes, Paridae. The record is from RefSeq and is a predicted model, not a curated record.
AAUAAAGCCCGGCCGGGGGCAGCGCGGAGGCUGCUGCGGGAAUCUGUGCCCGGACCCUGGGGGGGGACAGGGCAGAGGGGACCCCGGAUGCUGUCAGAGAGCGGGUGAGAGCGAAAACAUUCAAACAACCGGGACCACGGGAAGGGUCGAGACAUUGCAUCUGCCAGGAUUUUCAUGUAGGCAAGGAAAAUUCCCACUGGCACAGACAGUGUCCCCUGGGGCCUUGUCCCCAGCACGGCCUCAGGUCCCCCCAGCUUCAUCUGGGGACAGGAGACAGCUGGGGGGUCACUGUCCCCUCUGAACCCGGCUGGAAAAGCACAAACUCCACUGGGACACCGAGCAGGAGGCUGGGAGCCGGUGCCAUCCCGUGGGUGCCAGAGCUGGACCCACGCUGGGUAUUUUUAAACGCAGCUCCUGGCGGGUGUCGGCUUUCUUGGUGCCCGAGAGAGCUUCCCAGAUUUGGCUGGGGGAAUCCAGGGGCUCUGGCAGCAGGGCCGUGCCAGGACCGUGGCCGGGGGCCAGUGCAGUGUGACCUUUAAAGGUCUGCGAGAUGAAUUACAUUAUCGUCUUGCCAUUGGGGUCACUUCUGGCUUGGCUUUCAGCUGGACACAGGACUCCAGCUGUCUUAUGUCUCACCAGAUCCAGCCCCGGGGGGCUCCAGGGACAGAGGGUGGGCUCCUCUCCCCCUCACCUGGAGGGCUGCCUGCACUGAAGUUCCCAAAAAUCCCCAAAAGGGGUUACAGGGGAAGCGGGAUCCUCAAACCCCAGUUCAGCCCCGACUCUGGCUUCCCUUGGCCAGCCCUAGGGCUUGGGAAUCUGCUGGUCACAUUCCUCCCUCAUUCCCUUUCGGGGGCUUUUGCUAAGCCAGCGUUUUGGGGAAUGUCCUUUGCACCCAUUGGCUGUGCCGUGACCUUUCCCAGGGACAGUGGUGGCCGCCACCAGACAGCCAGUGGCCAUGGGGGUCCAGUUCCAGCACGAGGGGAAGCCUGGGGAAGUUCCCACGCUUCCAACCCCGUGUCCAUCCUCGGCCUGGAUGAGGGAGGGGCGGCAUCGGGGUCCCCUCUGACGCGUCUCUCUCCCCGCAGAGAUGCCCUGCAUCCAGGCACAGUGCAGCACCACGGGCGCCGGCCCCUGUGAGCGCUGCCCGGCCGAACUGCUCUGCCCCGAGGGCGGCCGAUUCCCCAUGGAAGUGGCUGGAGCCGAUCUGGCGGCCGCCCCCGCCCUGCCCAGCUUCAGCACCUUCAUGGAGGGCUACGCCGGCGAGUUUGACGCCUUCCUCUACCAGCUGCCAGCCAGCGGCCAGUCCAGCGCCGCCACCGCCUUCAAGCUGGAGGACUUCCAGGUGUACGGCUGCUAUCCCAGCGCCUUCGGUGGGCAGCCGGACGAGACCCUCUCCUCCAGUGGCUCGGACUGCUACGGGAGCCCCUGCUCCAUCCCCUCGCCCGCCACGCCGGGCUUCCAGCCCCCACAGGCCCCGGGCUGGGAGGGCUCCUUCGGGGCGUACUCACCGCUGCCAAACUACGAGGGUGGGCAGUCCUGGGCUGAGCCAGCCAAGGGCGGGGGGUCACAGCCCCCCUUCUUCGCCUUCGGCCCCCCGACCCCCAGCCCUGGGGGAUCUCCUGCCACCCUGAAGGGGCAGCCGGGCCCCUCUCCCCGUGUGGAUCCGCGGCUGCUGGACACGGACGCCUUUCCCCAAGGUCCUCCCAGGGGUUUUGCGGGGCUGCCCCUGGCCCCCAGCUCACCGCUGCUGGAGGGGCCAGCGCUGGCUCCCAGCAAGGUGCGCAGCCCCGGGGCAGGUGAGGGCCGCUGCGCCGUCUGCGGGGACAACGCGUCCUGCCAGCACUACGGGGUGCGCACCUGCGAGGGCUGCAAGGGCUUCUUCAAGCGCACAGUGCAGAAGAAUGCCAAGUACAUCUGCCUGGCCAACAAGGAUUGCCCUGUGGACAAGCGGCGCAGGAACCGCUGCCAGUUCUGCCGCUUCCAGAAGUGCCUGGCCGUCGGAAUGGUCAAAGAAGUGGUCCGGACUGACAGCCUGAAGGGGCGGCGGGGCCGUCUCCCCUCCAAGCCCAAACAGCCGCCAGAUGCGUCCCCGGUCAGCCUCAUCACCUCGCUGGUGCGGGCACACAUCGACUCCAUCCCCAGUGCCACCAAGCUCGACUACUCCAAGUUCCAGGAGUCAGCACCGUGCCCGUUUGAGAAGGAGGACUCAGUGGACGUGCAGCAGUUCUAUGACCUGCUCACCGGCUCCAUGGACAUCAUCCGCAAGUGGGCCGAGAAGAUCCAGGGGUUCACCGAGCUGCCCAAGGAGGACCAGGACCUCCUGCUGGAGUCAGCCUUCCUGGAGCUCUUCAUCCUGCGCCUGGCGUACCGCUCCAAGCCAGAGGAAGGGAAACUCAUCUUCUGCAACGGGGUGGUGCUGCACCGGCAGCAGUGCGUGCGUGGCUUCGGAGAGUGGAUUGACGCCAUCCUCGAGUUCUCCCAGAGCCUUCACCGCAUGAGCGUCGAUGUCCCCUCCUUCUCCUGCCUCGCUGCCCUCGUCAUCAUCACAGACCGGCACGGGCUGAAGGAGCCCAAGCGGGUGGAGGAGCUGCAGAACCGCAUCGUGGGCUGCCUCAAGGACCACGUGGCAGCAGCAGGGGCCGAGCCCGGCCGCUCCAGCUGCCUCUCCAAGCUGCUGGGGAAGCUGCCGGAGCUGCGCAGCCUCUGCACCCAGGGCCUCCAGCGCAUUUUCUACCUCAAGCUGGAGGACCUUGUGCCACCACCACCCAUCGUCGACAAGAUCUUCAUGGACACUCUGCCUUUCUGAGUCCCAGGCAAGGGGCUGCCAUGAGCCCCUGACCCGCCUGGGGACAUCUGGGACCCGCCCAGGGCAGCCCUGGUUCAGUCCGAGGAUGCCUGGGAACCCUCUGGGCACCUCUGGGUCACCCCUGGGAUGCCUGGAACAUCCCCUGGGUAUCAACCCUGGGAUGUUUGGCACCCCUCCAGGGUGACCCUCAGAAUGCCCAGAAACCACCUGGGCAUCCCUGGAUCGCUCCCAGGAUGCCUGGAACCUGCCCUGGUCACUCCUGGAUCACUCCUGGGAUGCUCAGGACCACCCUGUGGACUCCUGAAUGACCUCUGGGACACCUGGGACCCCCUCCAGGCCAUCCCCAAGACUCUACGUACACCCCUGGAUCACCCCCAGAACACCUGGAACCCUCUCUUGAAUCACCCAGAAUGCCUGGGACCUCCCUCUUUGGGUCACCCCCAAAACUCCAGGGUCCCUGCUAGGCACCUCUGGAUCACCCCGAUAGCUUGGACCACCCCCCCUGCCCGGGUCACCCACAGGAUGCCUGGGACCCCCUGGGCACCCCUCCAUUGCUCCUGGGAUGCCUGGGACCACCUCUGCAUCACUCCAGGGAUGCCUGGGAUCCCCUCUGGAAAUCUGGGUCCCCCCUCAGAUGCCUGAGUCUUCUUGAGGGCACCCUUGGGGUGCCCCGUGUGCCUUCACGGCCCAGGGCGCAGCCACACAGCGGCCCCGGUGCCGUCUUCCCCGGGGGCAUCGCCAGAGCGGUGCCCCCUUCCCCUGUAAAAAUGCCCCUGAUGUAAAUAGCGCCGGCCGGGUCCUGUACAGAGUGGGGGGCGCGGGCGAGAGGCGGCUCCGGCCCCUUCAACCUCGGCCCCUUCCCCUUUAUAUAUAUUUUUCUGAGUUUCCGUCUUUUUGGCCAUUUUCUGUAUAUAAACUUGUACGUACAGUGAGA